Nerophis lumbriciformis (worm pipefish) is the source of this 2689-nucleotide messenger RNA. It is a transcript of the gene sncaip, whose product is annotated as synuclein, alpha interacting protein. The record is from RefSeq and is a predicted model, not a curated record. Gene Ontology annotation, molecular function: ubiquitin protein ligase binding. Lineage: Eukaryota; Metazoa; Chordata; Actinopteri; Syngnathiformes; Syngnathidae.
UCCCACCUCAAUCAGGAAGAAAAGGUGGCAAUAUUGAAAGUGUACAUUCCACCCAAAAUGACACAAAGGUGGUUAGCGAGUGAAAGUUUGCGGGAAGAGAGUGAGACCUCUCGCGGCUGUGUCACCUCUGUGCGUCCAUAUGGCAAAGUCUUUGUCUGCUAGCAUCUGGCCAGCUAGCAUCCUCUCCUCCUACAAGGUAGUUGGAUGAUGUGUGCUGAUGGACAUGGAGACUCCUGAGUACUUGGACCUGGACCAGAUUGACUUCUCUGACGACACUGUGUAUUGUGUCAGCUCUCUGAAGAACAUUCCACAACUAUCCAGGAGGAAUGAUGCUCAGGCUGAGGAGAGACCUGCUGCAUCCUCCAUCAGCUGGAGUCGUGGCGCGGCGUCCCACCCGGGUGGUGGGGGCAUCAAACCCACGGGCCUGGCUGACGUUCACAGUAAAUUCCGUCCGGUGAAGAGGGUCUCGCCUCUCAAGCACCAGCCCGAGACGCCUGAGUCGGACAGCGAGGGGAAAGUCCAAGUCCAAGGUCAGGAGCCCGUAGCGGGGGAGGCGGCCAAAGACAAGCCGCCUCCCCCCGCCUCCUCGGGAGGCAAGGUGAAGGUGGUGGAUGGCAGCGCAGUGUUUGGGGAGCUGGAGCACUACGACCUGGACAUGGAUGAGAUCCUGGACGUGCCCUACAUCAAGUCCAGCCAGCACUCGUCCACGCUGCCUCGCCCCCCCCCCGCACGCUGCAACCUGCAGGGAGGAACCCUGGAGAGGAACCACAGAGCCUCCUUGGCCCACACCUCGUUCUCUCCUCACCUGAGGAAGUCCAAGUCCAUGGAUCCUGACGCCCUGCAUCUCCACCGCUCACCUGGAGGAGCAGCCUUCCAGCAGGAGGCCCUCAGCUGCUCCUCCUCCUCCUCCUUCUGUGAUGGAGACCAGCUGCUGUCUGCGAGGGUCUACCCAGAAGCUCCCAACCAGAGGUCAGGCAUGGAGCCGGCGGGGGGGGCCUUCCCCCUGCUGGGGGGCAGCCUCGCCAAGCCUCGGACCACGGCGCCGGGAGGAGGGGGGAGGGCAGCGGAGGUGGACGAGGAGAGCAAGAAGAAGCAGAACAUCAUCAACAUCGUCCGAGAGGGUCAGAUCUCUCUCCUGCCUCACCUGGCGGCCGACAACCUGGCGCAGAUCCGAGACCAGGACGGGAACAACCUGCUGCACGUGUCGGCCUCUCAAGGCCACGCCGAGUGUCUGCAGCACCUCACCUCUCUGAUGGGCGAGGACGGCCUCAACGAACGCAACGCACAGCAGCUCACGCCCGCCGGCCUCGGCGUCAAGAAUGGACACCUGGAGUGUGUGAGGUGGAUGGUGAGCGAGACGGAGGCCAUCGCCGAGCUGAGCUGCACCAGAGAACACCCCAGCCUCAUCCACUACGCCGCACGCUACGGACAGGAGAAGGUGCUGCUGUGGCUGCUUCAGUUCAUGCAGGAACAGGCCAUCUCUCUGGAUGAGGUGGACCAACACGGCAACACAGGUGUUCACGUGGCAGCACAGUAUGGACACCUGACGUGUAUACAGACCCUGGUGGAGUACGGUUCCAACGUGACAGUGAACAACCAGCAGGGUGAGCGUCCCUCUCAGGUGUCAGAGCGCCAAGGUCACAGCACCUGUGCACGGUACCUGGUGGUGGUGGAAACAUGCAUGUCACUCGCCUCGCAGGUCGUCAAACUCACCAAGCAGCUCAGCGAGCAGGCAGUGGAAAAGGUGACACUACAAAAACAACUACACAGACUGGACAACACCAAGUCACAUGGGACACCAGCCAGCGGGGGUCAGCAGCACCCGGUGGAGUCGUGGCCAGAGAUGACGCUGACGGCGGAGGGGACGCCCGCCGACGGCCUGUGGUUGGUCCGUCAGGGAGGGGCGGGGCCGGACACUGUGGCCCGUCACAUGGCGCCUCCCACUGCGAGUAGGGACGGCCCCCGUGGGAGCGCCAUGGCGGAGAAGCGGGCCCGCCUCCAGCAGAUCAUGCAGCGCUCGCUCAGUGAGUCCGACUCCGACGCCUGUCCGCCGGAAGCCCCGCCUACUCACGCCUCGCGACCCGAUAGGCCCACCCACCUGCCCAUCGCAGAUGAGGAGCCCGCGUCCAAGCACCUGCAGCUGGUGACCACCACCCUUAGCCCCUCCCCCACCUCCAGCGACCCCGAGGCGACGGACACCCCAGGCGAGGCGGACGGCGGCCCCAAAGCGGCCACCAGCCCCAAAAGCGCCCUCAAGUCCCCGUCGUCCCGCAGGAAGACGGCGCACAACCUGAAGCUGCGGGUCACCUUUGACGAGCACGUGCAGCGCAGCCAGGGGGCGGAGCCUAGCAGAGGCAAGGACAGGACACCGCCGGCAAACUGGGAGGCCAAGCGGCCCUUCGGGGCCUUCCGCUCCAUCAUGGAGAGUCUGAGCGGCAACGCCAACUCUCCCGCCAAGAGGGCGGAGGGCGGGGCCACCAAGGCCAAGACCAGGAGCAGCCAUGUUUGAUCACAUGACCUCCACUUGACUUCUAGCACAAGUAAGUCUUCUGGUCAUGUGACCUGCCAGCUGACAUCAUCAGGGGUGUCCAAAGUUGUAAGAUGAUGACGUCAUAGAGGUGGAUGUCAACAAAUGAAUAAGAAUCAUUGACUUAAGUUUCACACUUUUAGGACUAGGGGCCUUCUAGGG